GGCCCGAGGCCGACCGGCGCCGCGCUCGCCCCCCGCUCCGCCCGCCGCGCCGCGCCCGCUCCGUCCCCCCGCGGCCCCGCGGCGCGGGCCCCGCCGCCGCAGCAGCGCAGCCGCUCUGAGUGCCUCUGGAUGGAAGAGCACGGCGUGGCGCAGGCGGAGCACAUGGCCACCAUCGAGGCGCACGCCGUGGCCCAGCAGGUGCAGCAGGUGCACGUGGCCACCUACACGGAGCACGGCAUGCUGAGCGCCGACGAGGACUCGCCCUCCUCGCCCGAGGACACGUCCUACGACGACUCCGACAUCCUCAACUCCACGGCCGCCGACGAGGUCACGGCUCACCUGGCGGCCGCGGGCCCUGUCGGGAUGGCAGCAGCUGCUGCCGUGGCAACGGGGAAGAAACGGAAGCGACCACACGUCUUUGAAUCCAACCCUUCCAUCAGGAAGAGGCAGCAGACACGUUUGCUCAGGAAGCUCCGAGCCACGCUGGAUGAGUACACCACCCGGGUGGGGCAGCAGGCCAUCGUGCUCUGCAUCUCACCCUCCAAACCCAACCCUGUCUUCAAAGUGUUCGGGGCCGCGCCCUUGGAGAACGUGGUCCGCAAGUACAAGAGCACCAUCCUGGAGGACCUGGAGUCGGCGCUGGCGGAACACGCGCCCGCGCCUCAGGAGGUCAACUCAGAGCUGCCCCCCCUGACCAUCGACGGCAUCCCCGUGUCCGUGGACAAGAUGACCCAGGCACAGCUGAGAGCCUUCAUCCCUGAGAUGCUGAAGUAUUCCACGGGCCGUGGGAAGCCAGGCUGGGGCAAGGAGAGCUGCAAACCCAUCUGGUGGCCCGAGGACAUCCCCUGGGCCAACGUCCGCAGCGACGUCCGCACGGAGGAGCAGAAGCAGCGGGUGUCCUGGACCCAGGCCCUGAGGACCAUCGUGAAGAACUGCUACAAGCAGCACGGGCGCGAGGACCUGCUCUACGCCUUCGAGGACCAGCAGACCCCGCAGACCACGACCACGCACAGCAUCGCCCACCUGGUGCCCUCCCAGACCGUGGUACAGACCUUCAGCAACCCCGAUGGCACCGUGUCCCUCAUCCAGGUUGGCACCGGCGCCACGGUGGCCACGCUGGCCGACGCCUCCGAGCUGCCCACCACGGUCACCGUGGCACAAGUGAACUACUCCGCGGUGGCCGACGGAGAGGUGGAGCAGAACUGGGCGACGCUACAGGGGGGUGAGAUGACCAUCCAGACGACGCAGGCGUCGGAGGCCACGCAGGCGGUGGCAUCGCUGGCAGAGGCGGCCGUGGCAGCGUCCCAGGAGAUGCAGCAGGGAGCCACUGUCACCAUGGCACUCAACAGUGAAGCUGCUGCCCACGCCGUGGCCACGCUGGCCGAAGCCACUCUCCAAGGGGGGGGACAGAUCGUCCUGUCUGGGGAAACGGCGGCGGCGGUGGGAGCCCUCACCGGCGUGCAGGAUGCCAAUGGGAAGGUGGAGCCAAAUGAGUCGCUAGCAGCUUGGCAAAGUGCAGAUCAGCUUGCUUGCGCCGAGGAGGACAGGAAGGAAAGAGUCAAGCUUGUUGUAGGGCCUUCCUGGUGGGAACAGAAUUUUUUAAUGAAGGUUUACCCUGAAACAGGCAUCCUAACAGCAGACUGUUCAGGUUGCAAGUGGAGCCUGGCAGAGUGUCCCUCAGGUGAGUGGAUUUUCGUGGUGGCAGUUUGGAAUGUUGGGGUUCAGCUGGUGGUGAGCACUUGUCACCCUCAGGUUCCUCACCCUGUGGUGCUUCUUGGGGUUAAAGGGGCUUUAUCUACCUCAUAUAUAUAUUUUUAUAUAUAUUUUUGCUGUGCCUGGGCAGUGUUUGGGGUGGGAACCCAACAGCCCUGGAGCAGAAUCCCAGAGGAUGCAGUGGGAUGUCCUGGGAGGGUCACAGCACAGGAGGGGGAGGUGGAUCCCAGAGCUCGUGUCUGUCAUUCCCUGACCUUCUGCCACCUGAAGGCCACCAGCUUUUGGACCCCAGACACACCUUUUGUCCUCUGACAUCCCUCUCUUAUUCCCUUUCCACGCUUUUUGUGAUCUCCAGGGGUGCCCAGAGUGUUGUUCCUGCAGGAGCUCUGCCUGCUUCACUAAAAUAUGGGAUAUUUCAGUGCUUAAUAACAAUCAAGCAAUGACAAUUAAACAUCAAUUAAUUCCAGUAACAGAGCAAUUAAUUACAGUUACAAAAAGCAAUAACAAUUUAACAACUAUUAAAUUAAUUCUUUAUUUUCAAAUGGGCUUCUGUCACCCAAGUGAUACAACACUCGGGCAGUCCCUGCCCUCCUGCCCCCCCUUUAAUUAAACCACGUAGGAAAUACAACAAAUGUUUUAAAAAGUGGGAUUAGAAUCAGCCUCAACAGGUGAUUUUUUCCCCUGGAAAAUGGGGAUGCAAAAGCACGACAGGGAAGUCAGGAUUUAUGGAAAAGCAGGAUUUAUGGAAAAGCACGGGAUUUAUGGAAAAGGGAUCCUUGUUAGGUGGUUGUUCAGAAUCCCAGUCAGGUUUAACACUCGGUUUUUGACAAGAGGAGCAAACUUAAUUUAUUCUCAGGUGCUCCCUAUCCCUAAUUCCCGAGGAGCUGAGCGUGGACAACUCCCUGUCUGCUCCUGUAGUGGUUUGAGAGCCCCAAAAUCCAAUUCCCAGGUCCAAGCCCCCCUCCCACACCUCAGCCCAGCGUGAGAUGGGUUUUCCAGGCACAAACACAAGACUCAAUAUGGGGGAAAAGGGAAUUAUAUUACAAACACUGUACAAAUAAAUAUUAUAAUGCAUCAUAUACAAUCUUAACUGUCUCUACCUUGAUAAAUCAGUAUUUGUAAUGGAAUGGAUCAAUCUCUUCUCCCUCCAAUAAAAAGUCCAGAAGGGAAAAGGAAAGAUCCUUUCCACUCUCACACUGGGCUGAGAUGUGGGAGGGGGGCUUGGACUCGGGAAUUGGAUUUUGGGGCUCUCAAACCAUUACAGCUCCAUAAGUUUUCCUGCCAGGGAACAGGUUGUGAGGGAAGCAGAGCCCGAGCAGAGCAGAGCCUGGGGGGGUUAUUUUUAUUUUUCUUUAUUUUUAUCCGCGUUUCCUGCGUGGAGGCUGGACCAGGAUGGGCCCUCAAUAAUCCUCUCAGGUGUGCCCUGUGCUCCUGAGCAAAGCCAGCUCAUCAUGGGGGCUUAGGGGGGUUAUCCACUAAGCUCCCAGCCCUGGAGCCCAGGGACAAGCUCCCUCUGCACAGGUAGACACGCUCCUGGGGCAUUUCAGAGAAUCCCAGAAUCAGCUGGGUUGGAAGGGACCUCUGAGAUCAUCCAGCCCAACCCUUGAUCCAACCCCGCCGUGGUUCCCAGCCCAUGGCACUGAUGCCACAUCCAGUCUGUCCUUAAACACCUCCAGGGAUGGAGAAUCCCCCACUUCCCUGGGCAGCCCAUUCCAAUGGCUGAGCACCCUCUCUGCAAAGAAAUUCUUCCUGAUAUCCAACCUAAACCUCCCCUGGCACAGCUGAAGACCGAGCCCUCUUGUCUUGCUGAUGGUUGCCUGGGAAAAGAGCCCAACCCCCCCCCGGCUCUCCCCUCCUGGCAGGGAGUUGCAGAGAGUGAGGAGGUCUCCCCUGAGCCUCCUCCUCUCCAGGCUGAGCCCCCCCAGCUCCCUCAGCCUCUCCUCCCAGCACUUGGGCUCCAGUCCCUUCCCCAGCCUCGCUGCUCUUCUCUGCCCCUGCUCCAGCCCCUCCAGGGCCUUCCUGAGCUCAGGGCCCAGAGCUGGACACAGCACUCCAGGGGUGGCCUCCCCAGCGCCCAGCCCAGGGGCACAAGCCCUGCCCUGCUCCUGCUGCCACACUCUUCCUCAGCCAGCCCAGCAGCCAUUGGCCCUCUUGCCCCCCUGGCCACACUCGGGCUCCUCUUCAGCUCCCUGCCCAGCCCAACUCCCAGCUCCCUUCCUGCCUGGCUGCUCUCCAGCCCCUCUGGCCCAGCCUGCAGCUGCAGGGGGUUGUUGUUUGUCACCUCCUGAGCUGAGGGUGACACUCCCUGGGCACCCAGCACUGGUGAGGGGGGUCUGGGUGAAGGCUGAGCUUGAGCAAACUCAGCUUUACUCUUCCAGGGUCUCUGACCAAGCUCAGAAUUCCCCCCAGGAAGGGCAGAGGGAGGGCCAGGGAUCCGUAGGCAGCUCAUGGGAGCUCACCCACCUUUGGGAUCCCAGGGUGCUGCUCCACCUCCCUUCCCACACACCUCUUUCCCAGGAGUUUUCCAGCUGCAUCUAAAUGAGGAUGAAAUGGAAAACUUGGGAUUUUAGAUCAGUCGUUCCCAGUGUUUGAAAUAACCCCGAGUUUUUCCUCCUGGGACCGUCCUGGGAGAGAUCUGGAAUGUCAGGGAAGGGCUGCAAAGUCCCUAAAUACAAAAAAACCCCCUCCUGGAAAUCAGGAAUUCCAGCCCCAUGUAACUUAAAAAGAACUCAAAAAAACCCCAAACCCCUAAAUAGAAAAAAACCCUCCUCCUGGAAAUUCUGAAUCCUAUGCCCAUGGUUUAGUCUCAAAGUGCUGCAACUUAAAAAGAACUAAAAAAAAAAAAAAAUA
Messenger RNA from Pseudopipra pipra, 4563 nucleotides. It is a transcript of the gene NRF1, whose product is annotated as nuclear respiratory factor 1. The record is from RefSeq and is a predicted model, not a curated record. The coding region runs from base 130 to 2025 and encodes 631 amino acids. Gene Ontology annotation, molecular function: DNA-binding transcription factor activity, RNA polymerase II-specific; RNA polymerase II cis-regulatory region sequence-specific DNA binding. NCBI's taxonomy places the organism in Eukaryota, Metazoa, Chordata, Aves, Passeriformes, Pipridae. Gene Ontology annotation, cellular component: nucleus. The transcript has 12 exons. Gene Ontology annotation, biological process: regulation of transcription by RNA polymerase II.